CCAGAAAUUAGAGGUUGGAAUUGACACUGGACUUGGACCCAAGACCAGAAAUAAAGCAGCAGCCAGCAGAGGAGGCCCCUUGGAACAGGAAAGGGGUGGUCAGAUUAACGCGGCAUCGACUUGGUCAGUUGCCAGUUGGUCAGCCAACUGCUGCUGUGCGCAUUUGGACAUGGACCGACCAGUCGCCGUCAGACACUACUUGUGAACUCCUCCACUUGUUCUGGGUGAUUUUUGCAUCCAUGGCCUGAGCUCUGAGACUCUGACCCGGAGAACACAUCCAACCUUUCCCUUCCAUAAUCACCUCCCCUCUUAGCUUGACGCUCCUGUCCUCAUCACCUCCGACUCCGAUCACCCUCUCCUGUGCAAUCAUACUCGAUUACUCAUGUGAUUACAUCUGUCGCCGGCGAGGGGUAGUCGACGGGAAAUCAUCAUUGCAGCAAUGGCGGAGAUGGUCGGGUCCAUCGUCGUCGGCGAGGUGGUCAACCGGGCCUCCUCCUACCUCAUCAGCCGGCACCGGGACCGUCUGAGCACGCGGGAGGGCGUCGAGCGGCUGGAGAUGGCGCACAUCAAGAUGGAGGCCGCGCUGGAGGUGUCCGCCCGGUGGCCGCACGCCGCCGACGCGCCCCUGCUCCGGUGGCGCCGGCGGCUGCGGCGCGCCGCGGACGAGUGCGACGCCGCGCUGCACCGGUGGAAGCUGCGGGAGCUCCAGGAGGAGGAGGCCCGGGAGCGGCUGGCGCGGGCGCCGCUCCCGAGCCGCGUCGCGCACGCCGUCUUGUGCUUCGUCUCGGCGCUCCUCGUGCUCGCCCGCGGCGGAGGCGGAGGCGGCGAGGCAUCCCGCGCCCGCGCAACCGUGCAGAGGUUCGAGAGGCUGGCCGACGGCGCCGCCGAGUUCCUCCGGUACGUGGAGCUCAACAGCGCGCCGCGGAACCGGAGGUUGUUCGGCCCCGCCGUCGGGAAGCUCGGCGAAGGCGUCGAGUACGGCGUGCUGCAGGGAGCUCGGCAAUGCUUCCUGGGGGCUGGAUCGGAGAGCCCGGCGGAGGUCUGGAUGGAAAGCAACAAGCCUUGCCAUGCUUACGGCAAGCGCAGGGCGUCCGGGAAAAAAUUGCUGCUGGUAUGAAAAUUGGAGCACCAAAUUCAGUCAAGUCAUCAGAAUCAGAUCAGAAGAGGUUCAGCCUGGAGCCCUGGUCACAGUCACUCCAUUUGACGCUCGGAUGUGCACGAAAGGAGAUAAUUUUAGGGCCCAACUUGUAGAACAAAAGUGGAUAGUUGAGCGAGUCUGUGGUCAAAUUCGUCGGGUUGUGUGGCGUGCUGUCUACGACUUCUCGAUAGGGAGGGAAGUCAAAAGUCCGGCGGUUCUCCCUUUUGGUGUAGCCAAAUUCAAGCAGUUCAAACGAAUUUUGAGAAUGACAUGCACAUAUUCCAAGUCCUCGAUAA
Setaria italica (foxtail millet) is the source of this 1434-nucleotide messenger RNA. RefSeq lists its product as uncharacterized. The transcript has a single exon. Lineage: Eukaryota; Viridiplantae; Streptophyta; Magnoliopsida; Poales; Poaceae. The record is from RefSeq and is a predicted model, not a curated record. Bases 440 to 1117 code for a protein of 225 amino acids.